This is a messenger RNA of Cucurbita pepo subsp. pepo (vegetable marrow), 1243 nucleotides long. Its product is annotated as 14-3-3-like protein D. Lineage: Eukaryota; Viridiplantae; Streptophyta; Magnoliopsida; Cucurbitales; Cucurbitaceae. The record is from RefSeq and is a predicted model, not a curated record.
UAUAAGUAACCAUCAGAGCAAUUUGAGGGUUCAUAUUCUCCUUAUUUUGUUGGUUUCUCCAGUUUUGUGGGUCUGACUCUGCCUCUCUCUUUCUGGAGCCAGAACCACCAAAAAAACCCACACUGUACAGAAAACCCUAAUUCUUUGGUCUCAGAUCGGUUAUGGCUUCAUCCAGAGAGCGCGAGAACUUCGUUUACAUCGCUAAGCUCGCCGAGCAGGCCGAGCGUUAUGAUGAAAUGGUGGAUGCAAUGAAGAAUGUUGCAAAGCUUGAUGUCGAAUUGACAGUGGAGGAAAGAAAUUUACUCUCUGUUGGGUACAAGAAUGUGGUUGGUGCAAGGAGAGCCUCAUGGAGGAUUUUAUCAUCAAUAGAGCAGAAAGAAGAAGCUAAAGGAAAUGAAACAAAUGCCAAGCGCAUCAAGGAGUACAGACAAAAGGUUGAAACAGAGCUCUCUGGUAUUUGUACUGAUAUCAUGACAGUGAUUGACGAACACCUAAUUCCCUCUGCUUCAGCUGGGGAAUCAACAGUGUUCUACUAUAAGAUGAAAGGAGAUUAUUAUCGUUACCUUGCAGAAUUUAAAUCUGGUAAUGAGAAGAAAGAUGCAGCUGAUCAAUCGAUGAAAGCAUAUGAGGCUGCAACUAGCUCAGCCGAAUCUGAAUUGCCUCCUACACAUCCUAUCCGCUUGGGUUUGGCAUUAAAUUUCUCUGUCUUCUAUUAUGAAAUCCUGAAUUCACCUGAAAGGGCCUGCCACCUUGCAAAGCAAGCUUUUGAUGGAGCCAUCUCCGAACUUGACACCCUCAAUGAGGAGUCUUACAAAGACAGCACCUUAAUCAUGCAGCUUCUUAGAGACAACCUCACAUUGUGGACUUCUGACAUCCCAGAGGAUGGAGAUGAUGCCCAAAAGGUCAACGGCAUCGUCAAAGUUGCCGGUGGCGAUGAUGAGUGAAGCGGAUAGCAUUCUAAGUGGCAGAGGUACUACUCCGGGGAUGAUGGAUGUGACUCGAUAAUCAAUUGCCCUUAGUGUUUAGCAUAAGGAGGGUUCCUUUUUAUUUUCUUCUCUUUUUCUCCUUCCCUCUUCUCUGAUGCCCCAUUAUUGUGUGGUUUAUUUUUUAGUAUGAUGAUGUCUGGACUUAUUUGGUCUAGCUUUCCCUUCUCAGUGGAUGGUCGAUAGGUUGUAGGAGGAAUGACUUGAAUUGUUAAAAGUGUUUAUCCAUCCUGUUUACAUGAAAAAUGUGUUUGUCUGGA